AUGGCGUUGGAUGAGAGUGAUGAUGAUUUCGGAUCAGCGGCUGAACCGCGUAAACGGAGACGAAUACAGCGCGAAGGGUCCUUCGACGAUGCUGUAAGCAAUGCACCGAAAGUGAAGAAGUUCACCACCACGCCGGACGUGCCCAAAUUCGGUGCCGUUGCCCAAUUGCAGCAUGUCAUGCAAGUGAAGAGAGCGCGAAUGAAAACUUUGUCAGGCCGAUUUGAGAAGCUUGUGAGGGCUUUACUCUUGCAUACUGAUGCUGCACUUACCGAGGAGAUCAACGCGCUGGAACAGGGUGAAACUACUAAAAAUGUCGAGGCGGCGGUUGUUGAGUUGGAGAGGGAACAGGAACGGAAGUUGGAGUUUGCGAGAAGACGAUACGAAAUGCAAAAAAUGGAGUUGCAUCGACGGCAUAAGGGUGAGAAUCGAUUUGCUUGGGGUGAUUUCUUGAACAAGAGAUCGCAAUUGAGAAAAGCCAUGAUGGAACAUCUAACUCGAAAAAUCUCACGGCUGAGAAUUGAGAGGAAAGCGGCUGAUCUCGAAGUUGAGCUGGACUUGCGACGAGAUACGUUCAGGAACAAGCUGCUGGAACAAGAUGAUCACCGGAAACUCAGUUCUGCUUUCUUCGGAGCACGCGAUGAGCCGCUUGGUGCUACGGCCAAGGAGGCAGAAGAGGACUUGGAGGCGAUGAAUGAGGGAUGGGAACGGUCACCCACGCCGAUGUCCAUGGAUAGUGAGGGCAAUAUCGACGAGUUGGAAGAGGAGUACGAUGAGUUGGAAGCUCUACUCGGGAUUUUCCGGAGAGCUGCAUGGGAGAAGGGCGAGGAGUAUUGUCAUGGAUUGGAUUUAUUGUUGGCAGGAAUGAAGGCGGACGAGCAGCUACAGCGGCAACUGAGCGCAGCACCGGCGUUGCCGCAAGUACCGCAUAUUCCACCCGGAGGGUUCCUCAUCGCACAUCCUCCGGGUCGUCCUCCGACGCUUCCUCCCGGCGCACGGAUCCAGUACGUCAUUUCGGGUCCUCCGCCGCCUGGGCAGGUCAUCAUGAACGCCUACCCCGGUUCUGCACAACAAUAUGCCCCUCCGACACCCAAGUACCCGCCUCUUCCGGAUUACUCCAAUCGAUUCCCCCCCAACCAGUCGGCCAACACUGUGCCUACCAACGCGUUCUUUCCGUCCGGUUCUCCUUACCCACAGGGCUUCCCCAGCACACCACCGCAAAAUGUUAGACCGUCAUACUCCCCUAUGCCUUUCCCGACCACUACUCCAGACAGAGACAUCCAAAAUUCCGCCUUGGCUCAGUUGUCUGAGUUUGCUUCGAAGAUCCCUCCACGGCCUACGAACCCAUUCGAGGCACUGGCGCAAGUCGCAGAUGUCGCGGCAAAGACCUCCGUCGUUGCUGCACCAGAGAUGGACCCAAAGUCGUGGGCUGAAGGUUUGUUCGCUGCUAUGGGUACACAAUCUGCGCAGAAGACGGCAACGCCGAAUCAACCUCGACCAACCUACACGGUGCGCAUCACUCCGGCCGGUUCGACACCUGGACGUCCAACCCCGCCUCCUGCUCGAUUUGAUGCGCCCAGGGCUCCACCACCUGUGAUGACGUUGGGUUCGUCUCCGGCUGCGCAGCCAGCGCCUGAGGUAGCUCCGCCAGUAUCUCCAUCACCGACUCCCAUUCCACCGGCCCUCGCUGAUCGACGGGAAUCUUUGGAAUCUCGGCGCACAGAGGACAGACGGAUGAGCGAAGCCCUCUCAAUCGGAGAAGCACCGGUUGUAGCACCGAUAACGUCACCUCCUGUGUUCCCUCCAGCGAUACAACCAUCUGCCUUCUCUGGGUGGACAAGGCCGAAGUCAGCAACACCGACUGAGAGGACGGGUAUUCCUCCGCCGACCAGCAAUGACGGCAGUCGCAGCACAUCUCAAAGGGUCUCUCCAGAGAAAGCCCCGGAAAGCCCCGCUGUGGAAUUUGCGCAGGUUGUCCGUAGUCCGGCACGCUCGGACGACUUAGACCACCACGAUUUCCAAGCGAUCGAAGCAUUUGAUGAGAAAAUGGAGGACGCUGACCCGGCUCCCGAGCCCGUCGAAGAUUUUGACCAGCCUAUGGAGGAAGCGGCCGAACCUGCGGAAAGUCCUAAAGGUCCCGCGAUGGGUGAGUUUACCACUGCCAUGACGGCACAACCACAGAAUUUAGCAACAGCAGAUGCUGAUGCGCAAAUCAACCAGUUUUUCGAUAUUCCGCGGACCCCGAGUGAGCAACAACAUGUGACCGAGGGAAUAGGUGAGAAGGAACAGGAGGCAGAAGAAGGUGAAACGGCGCGAGUGGGGAGUCCUGCAGGGUCUGAUCGCACCAUCGUCGAAGACUCACCCGAACCCCAACCCGAACAAGAACCCGAACCAGAACUGCUGGAGCAAGAGGACGAACACAGAGACGACGUACUCGCCCACCGCAUCUCCCGCGAACGCGCAAGCUGGCUCGCCCGCCGCAACCGCCAACCCUUCUAUCUCCCCCCACCCGAAUCCGACUCCGAAGACGACGAGCCCCUCCCACCAACUGCACUCCUCAUAACUACCUCAUCCGGAUGGCAAAUUCCCGCCGCAGCACGACUAGGCGCUGGAUCCCAUCCAAUGGCAUGGAUGUCGAAUAUGCCUUCAGGCACUGUCCCGCCGCCUCCGCCGCAUUUGCAGCAGAGACCGGUUACGAUGCCAAGGGGGAUUAUGCCGAGGAAUAUGUUGGGCGGGAUAAAUUGGCCGGUAUCGAAUCAGGCGCAGAUUGACGCGCAGCUUAAUGCUGCUUUUGCGCCGCAAUCGGCUCAACCACCUCCGCCUCCUGCUCCGCCUGUGGAGGAGAGUGGCCGGGAUGGGCCGGGGAGUCCUGCCGCGAUUAGGGCACCGGAGCCGCCGCAACCGCCGAGAGGUAUGAAACCGGGUGAGAGGCCAGUGACGUUACCGAGUUCAAACGCGACUGCGAUACCGACAUUUGGGCAGAGAGCACAACCGGCACUCGCGAAUGCGCUACGUCCACCCGCGUUUUUGAACGUCACUCCCGCUGCGGCGAUGUUGAUGCAGGCCGAGGCUGUGCCCACACCUACGAAGUUACCUGUGUCGGGAUCAGGAUCCGGUGCGGAGGGUGGUGCAAGUGGUACUGGGGGAUUCGGUGGGGACAAUGAUGGGUUAAUGGAUGAUUUGGCACUUAUGGCGAUGGUUGCUGGUGUUGCGGCUGGCAGUAGUGAUCCGUUGGAGCCAUCCGAGGGUGAUGGGGAUGGGGAUAUCGGGGAUUUGAUGAAUUUGGAUGGGUACAGGAAGCAUGGCGAAAGGUGA
Molecule: messenger RNA, 3312 nt
Organism: Saitoella complicata NRRL Y-17804
Lineage: Eukaryota; Fungi; Ascomycota; Saitoellomycetes; Saitoellales; Saitoellaceae
Exons: 3
Coding region: 1-3312 (1103 amino acids)
Source: RefSeq, a predicted model, not a curated record